This is a messenger RNA of Closterium sp. Yama58-4, 2901 nucleotides long. NCBI's taxonomy places the organism in Eukaryota, Viridiplantae, Streptophyta, Zygnematophyceae, Desmidiales, Closteriaceae. The record is from the annotation of a GenBank genome assembly.
AUGUCUCGAGUCGUAACUGACGGAGACCUAAGUCCGCAACGCCACUUUCCGCGAAACCGCGGUCCUGCUUACGUGGCCGCUCCUCGCGGAAUCCAAUACCCGGAGGAUUUGAUUUCCCCGACUAACGCUGGAGUCGCUCCCAGUCGAGCGGGCGACCAUGUGCGACGGCCAGCUGGUCGCACGCCGAUUCGCACGGUGCAAGAAGGCCAUCAGCUUACAGAAGGCGACGACUUCGCAGACAACCGAGGCGGCGGCCAGAGAAGAAUAACGAUCCCCUCCGGCGGGGGAGGCGGCGGAUAUCACGGAAACACAUCUCCGCUGCGCAAUGCCAUUCAUGGGCGGUCGGAGAGCCACUCGGGGGAGUCGGGGGAGCGGGGAGGCCGCGCGGAGCACGCGGGGGACCUUCAGCCGCGGCGGGCGGCGAGCUCCAACGAGGCGGGGUACGGCCGGCCGGCCGCGCUUCGCCUGGACGCCGACAUGAUUAAGGCCGGCAGGAAGGACUCGCUGAGCCCCCGCCGCAUGGUAAAGGUCGCCACGCCCUCCGCGCAGCCUAGCAGCGCCGCUGCCCGCGCAGGGGGACCAGGCGGGGGGCCCGGGGGCGGAGGCAUCGGGGGAAGCUUCCAGGCGUCGCGGGGGGAGGCGGAGCACAUGCGGCGGGUGGCGGAGCUGAUGGAGGCGGUGCGGGAGAACGACGUUGACCUGGUCAACGUGGUCCUGCAGGAGGCGCCGUCCCGCACUGCCUUACUCAACACCGUCUAUCCAGCCUCGCAGCGCACGGCUCUCCACGAGGCGGUGGUGGCGUCCAGCACGGAGGCGGCGGGGGCUCUCCUAGAGUGGGGCGCUGACCCUGACGGGGGGCAGUCCGCGCAGAUGCCGCCCAUAAUGUACGCGGUGCAGACGGGCAAUGACAAGAUGGUCACGCUGCUGCUGUCGCACGGGGCGGACAUCAACGCGCAGGACGCCAAGCAGUACACCGCGCUUCACUACGCCUGCGCUGCUGGCCACAGGGGCAUAAUCAAGCUGCUGCUGGUAGCAGGCGCCAACAUGUAUGCGCGCAACAGGGACGGCCUCUACCCGCAGCAACUCGCUUCGACCGACCGCAUCCGCACGCUCUUCCGCAAGUUGCACGACAGCCUCUCCGAUGCCGAGGCUGGCAGCUUUGGCACCCGCCGGCACACUGCAGGCGCGGCCAUCACAUCAGACCGGUCGCGUCUGGCUGCCCAGCCCCGCCCGCGCAACUUUGCUGAUUUCCGUGCAGAGCGCCUCGUAGGGCAGGCAGCAGCAGGCGGAGGGGGAGGGGCGGGCGGAGCAGGGGGAGCUGGGGGAGGCGGACCUGGGGGCGGCGGACCUGGGACGCCAGGGAGAGGGGGCAUGCGGGGAAGGUCCCCCUAUGACAGUGUGGAUUCGGCUAGCAUGGGGAGGCUUGACCUGGGGGGGGGUGGGGGAAGCAGGCGGGGGUCUUUGGACGGGAAAUCGUCUGGGGGAGGGGCGAGAGGCGUGGUCGAUGUGUUUGGGAACCCGUAUGGGGGGAGAGGGGGGCGCGCAGGGGAUGUGGCGGGUGCUGGCGGGAGGGCGAGUUCGGAUGAUGAGAGGGAGGAGGGCGGGGGGGAGGGGGAGAAGAAGGAGAAGGAGGGGGAGAGUGGAGGGGAGGAGAGGAAGGGCGGCGGUGGGAAGGAGGAGGAGAAGAAGGCAGGGGGGCAGGUGCCUGUGUCGCCUAGUAACAGACGUGCAGCAGCAGGCGCAGCAACAGGCAGUGCCAGUGCUAAUGCUAAUGCUGAGAAGGCGUCACCGGCAGCAGCAGCAGCGGGGGGGAAGGAGCUGAUGGAUGGGGAGGCGAUGGCUCCCCUGGGCACGAUGAAGUGGAAACGGGGCGAGCUGCUGGGCGAAGGGGCUUAUGGCAAGGUCUUCCUGGGUCUGAAUGAAAUGACUGGAGAAUUAAUGGCGGUGAAGCAGAUCAAGAUGACGUCAGCGGGCGACGAGAAGGCGAUGCACAUAGCGGCGUUGGAGCAGGAGAUAGUGCUGUACCGGCAGAUGCGGCACCGACACAUCGUGGCGUAUAUUGACAUGGAGAAGGAUGAAAGCGACGGGUCGCUCUACAUCUUCCUCGAGUUCAUCUCGGGAGGGUCUAUUCACAGCAUGUUGGACAAGUUUGGCAAGUUCAGUGAAUCCCUCGUGCGGGUGUACACUCGCCAGCUGCUGCUGGGGUUGGAGUAUCUGCACGGCUGCAAGAUCAUCCAUCGGGACAUCAAGGGCGGCAACGUGCUGGUCGACCGCGACGGGGUUAUCAAGCUCGCUGACUUUGGGGCUUCCAAGGCAUUCCACGAGGGCACGGUGGGCGAGGGGUGCAAGUCGAUCCGAGGGUCUGUGUUCUGGAUGGCGCCAGAGGUCAUCAAGGGGGAGGGGUACGGCCGCCGUGCUGACAUCUGGAGCCUUGGGUGCACCGUUAUUGAGAUGCUCACUGGCAGCCACCCAUGGCCCAACAUGGACAACACAUGGUCCGCCAUAUUCCACAUCGCCAAGACCACCACAGGCCCGCCCAUCCCAGAGGAGUGCAGCGACGAGGGCAAGGACUUCCUGGCCGCCUGCUUCAAGCUCGACCCUGGGGAGCGCCCCUCCGCUACUGAGUGCAGCGACGAGGGCAAGGACUUCCUCGCUGCCUGCUUCAAGCUUGACCCUGGGGAGCGCCCCUCCGCUACUGAGUGCAGCGACGAGGGCAAGGACUUCCUCGCUGCCUGCUUCAAGCUUGACCCUGGGGAGCGCCCCUCCGCUACUGAGUGCAGCGACGAGGGCAAGGACUUCCUCGCUGCCUGCUUCAAGCUUGACCCGGGGGAGCGCCCCUCCGCUACUGAGGAAGUGCAGCGACGAGGGCAAGGACUUCCUCGCUGCCUGCUUCAAGCUUGA